GGGCGGGGGCGCGCUUUACCGCAGUAUCGCUCGAUUUGUGCAGCGCUCGUCAAAACUCUGCGGCAUGAAGACGAGAGCUGGGGGGAGGGCACUCACUCGGACCGGGCAACCUCUCACUCUGAGUGUCCCCUGCUCCAUCCUUGCACAGGCUUCGCUUUGAUUUCCCACCGAUUCGCACUCCCUCCUCAUUGGCGCAUUGGAUUCCUGUGGCAUUCGGACGCAUUGAUCGCAGGUUUGCUUUGCUGUCGUUGUUUUUAGGGAGUCUGAUCUUUCUUGUGUAGCGCAAUGGCAAAGGAUGGAGAAAAAGGCGAGUGGAAGGAGUACAUCUGGAACCCGAGGACGAGGGAGUUUCUGGGCAGGACAGCCAGCAGCUGGGGUCUCGUCCUCCUCUUCUAUUUGGUUUUCUACAUCUUCCUGGCCGGCCUGUUUGCGCUCACCAUGUACGUCUUGCUGCAGACUUUGGACGACCACAAGCCGACCUGGCAAGACCGGCUCACCACGCCAGGCAUGGUGAUUAGACCCAAAUCCGACGAGACUUUUGAGAUUAUCUAUAACAUCCAGAAAACCGAGAGCUGGGACCUGUACGCUCAGGCCCUGGACAAGUUCCUGGAACCUUACAACAGCACCGUCCAGGCCCAGAAAAACGACGAAUGCACACCGGACCAGUACUUCCUGCAGGAGGACAGCGGCGACGUGAAGAACAACCCCAAGCGCUCCUGCCAGUUCAGUCGGCACCUUCUGCAGGACUGCUCGGGACUCGCUGACCGUUACUAUGGAUACCAGGAGGGCAAGCCGUGCAUCAUUAUCAAGAUGAAUCGGGUGAUCGGGUUGCUGCCAGGAAAGGACGGACAGGCUCCGUUCAUCACCUGUGGCGCCAAGAGGUACAAAGUUGGCAAAAAUGAAUGGAGAGAAGACACUGACAAAAUUGGAGAGUUGAAGUACUUUCCUUCCAAUGGCACGUUCAACCUUAUGUACUACCCGUACUACGGCAAGAAAGCUCAGGUGAACUACUCCCAGCCUUUGGUUGCCGUCAAGUUCCUCAACAUCACGGUCAACGAAGACGUCAACAUCGAGUGCAAGAUCAACUCCAACAACAUUCCCGGCGGGAGCGAAAGAGACAAGUUUGCCGGUCGAGUGUCUUUCAAGCUGAGGAUCAACACCGUCAACUAGGUUUCCGAGCCUUUUUCCUCCUCUGAAAUGUCAAAUCUCCACGCGCUGCGACAUUGCACGUGCACUGCACCGAAAACAAUUGCAGCAUUGCCACCCAUUGCGGGUUUUAUUGACAACCCCCCUCUAAACCAAAACCAAAACAAAAACACAAAAAGAAGGGGUGGACAUUGUUUGUCCAGGCGUGUGAUGACAAUGUGCGAGAAUAAAGGGUGGUAAUCCUGUAAUUAUUUCUGUCUGUGAGCUUGGGGACAAAUUUCUUCUGUAAAUUCUAUUUAUACUGCAUGACAAACGAAAAGGGGAUGUGAAGGCUGCACCGAACUCGUGUUUUGAAACGUUCGCGAGGAACCGCUAGGAUGCGUGUAAGGCGGCUCCUGUCUUGCUGCCUCCGCGUCCAGCGUUCCUCCGUACGUCGGACACACCAGUACAAAAUGUGCAAUUUCUAGAAUAACGUCAACUCCGAGCCGGACUAGGGAUGGGCGUACGUCGACAUUUCCUUGAUUGAAAAUAGCCCUCGAUGAAUUGAAUCUGUUAUUGCCGACACCUUAUUCUUCUUCUUUUGGAACGAAAAGCAUCUGUGCACUCCCAAAAUCGGCCUCAAGUUGUCGCUCAGGCCGCCGACUUCCAAAGAGCGACUCAACAGCACCUCUGCUGGUUGCAGCCGAGUAGUGCGGUCUAUUUUGCGGCCAAUAGCUUCCGCGUGUGUAUCCAGCGAUCGCUAUGCCCAUCCCUAAGCCAAACUUGUUGCAAUUGAAAGAAGAACGCGACCACAUGUAUAUCUUGAUGGACGGACGCUGAGAUGAAGCCAUGUUGCAUGCGUGUAUUGUCUUUAGUCUACUAUGAGGGUCGGAGAGCCCAAAAUGUCGCCACUAUUUGCUAAGGUUCUGUGAUGAGACCGCCGACCGAAUGAAAAGGUAAACACAGACAUUGGCAUCCGGAGCAGCUGACGACGGAGCGUUUCAAACCUUUAAGUGUGUGUUUGUGGCGUGAAUGCUGCUUGCGUGUGCGUUGACUUCGUUCAUAACAUGGGUCGGGAAAUUGCAUGCGUGGUGCGAUAGUCAUGAAAUCCAUACUUUUACGAGCAAUCGUUUGGAGCGGACGAGUAGUUCCGCGUGGCAGUCGGAUGUAUCGCGAGCGUCCCUCGGCUUAGCGCAUCUUGCGAGGUCUUCCUUCCACGAUUUCGCUUUCAUGGGUCGAUAUCAAGAACGCAAGCCUCACGCCGUCUCCACUCCGCCGAACUUGUGUUAGCUUUAGUGCGUGGGAAUCCUUGAAAUUGGGUCAAGUGCUGAUAUUUUGUCCCGCUGGAGUUGAGAAUGAGUUCAAACGAUCAAGUGAAGAGAAAAGGCCGCCGCGGCCCACGCCCCGUCACGUUUAUUGACAUCGCUGUUUAUAGAAAUAUCCACAUUGAUAUUCAGAGGUUUUUCUUUCUCCCCCCCCCCCCCGAUUUGUCAGAGCGCUGAAAUCGAUGAUGCGCAUUUUGUAUUUAUUUGCAUUGCUCUGCUUUUUGGUGGCACUGACUGGAAUUCAUGUGUACAGUUUUGAAGGAGGAGGUUAGAAUAGCGACAGUUUGUGUUUGUUCCCUUUGUCGUCGGAAAUCAUCCCGGUUUGCGUCUUCUUUUGACAAUUUCUCGUGUCUCGAAUAUGUGACUUGUUAGAGUUCUGUUGGAAAGGCUUCAAAUAAACAAAAUGGCCACACACUACGACGUAGAGGGCGGCCCUUUUUUUUGUUUUUUGUUUUGGUCAGGCCAAAUUUAAAUUGGGGGGUUUCGUUUUCUGCUUUCGUCAUUGCACUAAGUUGAAGACACAACAUUUCAGAAUUGUUUGGUGCGAAAAAAAAAAAAAAUCUGAAAUCAUCUCAGUCUUUUAUCGUCACGGCAAAUAUGAUCCGGCCAUUUUAAUGCGGCAAACGCAACGAAAGCCUUUUAUUUCACAUUAGAUUGAAUGUGAAGGCUUUUCUUUUCUCUUUUUCCCCGCGUCCUUCUUUUUCCAGUCCAGUCGCACGCACGCGUCUCUGCCGUGGCCGCGACACUUAAUUUCACUCUAAUCUCUUAAUCUGGCGGCCUAAUCCAGAGCCUGCAUGCUGAACUUCUUUGCCCUACUUUGUUGCGCCUCCUCCUUGUCAUCGCCUCCAAAAUCGACAAGGAUCAUUCAGUAACGUCCUCAAUUUAUGCCUGCGUUCGGCCCUGAAUAUUACUCCAUAAUCCACCUAACAGCCUUUAAAUGACACAACACAAACUAAAACGUUGUUUCUUCAGCAUGUGAACGUGAGUUCUUCGACCAAAGAUUCUCAUUCCACGUUCGGCUUUUAUUUUAGCAACACGGUGUCGGGGAGCAAAGAUCAGAGCAAAUAUGCGCUGCAGAGAUCCUGCAGGAUUCAUGAGAGUGUGUUCCAAAAAGACCUCCUCUCACAUAAUAGUCAUACGCACAAAAUGUGUUCUCAAAGACAUAACAGUGCCUCCUGGUGGACAGAACAUGUUGCUGCCAGCGUCCAGUUUAUUGUCCAUCUCCAAUUUGGAGAUGUCCUCAGAAAGCAAUAUAUUUCUUUCUCUCUCGGCCACCCGAUGGAUUCGCGGAGAACGGAUGUAACGAAAAAGCAAAAGCGUCGAAAGGCAGCAAGCGAGAAAAUAUAUCCCAAAGUAUUGUUUGUGACACACUCUUUUUAUUUUUUUAUUUAUUUAUUGCGGUUUUGUUGUCAAUUUUGGAGAAUGUAUCGGCUGCGAUUGCAACAGGAAUUCAUCAAAUGGUAAAAACUAUUUGCCUGGCAAGGCUCUCGUUUGUUUUUGUAUUUGUGUGUGUGUGUGUGCGUGUGCGUGUGCGCGCGUGUGUGUAUGAUAUUUCCGCCCUUGUCCCACCCAUCGAAUAAGGGUUUCAGGUUUGCAAUGAAUGAAAAGGAACGUUGUGGGUAAACCUUUCACCGAAAGACACAACGCGUUCCAGCCCAAACUAUCGAUAGACGUAUACUAAAGAUGUAUUUGUAUUUUUAUUUUUUUUUAUUUCCCUUCCUUCUCCAACCCUCAUAUGAAAUCAUAUCCAGGAAUGUGGUGCAAAGAGAAGAAUCCGCUCAGUAUUGUUGCCCAAAUGGAUGAUAAUUCUAUUCUGCAUUUUGAGUCGUUGUUUUAUUUUCUUGCUCUGACUGUAUGUAUAUUUUUGCUCAUGUUUACUGCAAAACAAGAUAGAGAAUGAAUAAAUGUCAUUUAAAGGGAACCAAA
Phycodurus eques (leafy seadragon) is the source of this 4376-nucleotide messenger RNA. RefSeq names its product ATPase Na+/K+ transporting subunit beta 2b (gene atp1b2b). Gene Ontology annotation, cellular component: sodium:potassium-exchanging ATPase complex. The coding region runs from base 286 to 1170 and encodes 294 amino acids. Gene Ontology annotation, biological process: intracellular sodium ion homeostasis; potassium ion import across plasma membrane; sodium ion export across plasma membrane. The record is from RefSeq and is a predicted model, not a curated record. Lineage: Eukaryota; Metazoa; Chordata; Actinopteri; Syngnathiformes; Syngnathidae. Gene Ontology annotation, molecular function: ATPase activator activity. The transcript is spliced from 8 exons.